Messenger RNA from Neopelma chrysocephalum (saffron-crested tyrant-manakin), 1695 nucleotides. RefSeq names its product microtubule interacting and trafficking domain containing 1 (gene MITD1). Gene Ontology annotation, cellular component: midbody. The record is from RefSeq and is a predicted model, not a curated record. The coding region runs from base 74 to 826 and encodes 250 amino acids. NCBI's taxonomy places the organism in Eukaryota, Metazoa, Chordata, Aves, Passeriformes, Pipridae. Gene Ontology annotation, biological process: midbody abscission. The transcript is spliced from 8 exons.
CACCGCCUCUCUCCAUUGUCCCCCUCAGCUCCCUGCCCUUUCCCGGUAGCCGUCCCGGCCCCGGUCCCCGUCCAUGUCGCGGUCGGGAGGCAAUGGCACCGCCGCGCUGGAGCGGGCCGGGGCAGAGACGGUGAAGCGGGCGGUGGAGCUGGACGUGGCAUCUCGGUUCCAGGAGUCACUGGUGUGUUACCAGGAGGGCAUCGAUCUCCUGCUGCAGGUGGUGAAAGCCACGAAGGAUGAGGCAAAAAAGCACCGCUACCGGCAGAAGAUCUCCGAGUACAUGACCAGAGCCGAAGACAUUAAAAAACACAUCGAGAAAGAGAAACAAGAUGGCAAAUACCAUAAGCAAAUCAGGAUAGAGGAAAACGCAAUGGGUUUUGGCUACGAAAAGCUUUUCCAUGAGUACCUUACUGAGGUUGUUUCUGAAGUUUGGGUGGAGGACCCAUACAUUAGGCACGUUCAUCAGUUGUAUAACUUUCUACGAUUCUGUGAGAUGCUAAUUAAGGGGCCGUGCAAAGUGAAAACAAUCCACCUCCUCACUUCCUAUGAUGAGGGUAGUGGGAGGAGUCAGCAGAUGAGUGGCUUGGAAGAAAUACAACAGUCAUUAAGAAAUUAUGGAGUAACACUGAAUAUUGAAUUUUCAUCUUCAAUACAUGAUCGAGAAAUCAGAUUCAACAAUGGAUGGAUGAUUAAGAUUGGAAGGGGUCUUGAUUAUUUUAAGAAACCGCAGGGUCGUUUCAGCAUUGGAUACUGUGACUUUGACUUGCGACCUUGUCAUGAAACAACAGUGGAUGUCUUUCACACUAAACACACAAAGAAAAUGUAAUCAGAUAUGACUGCUUUUAAUAAGUGUUUUCAUAAGCAUAAAAAUGUAAGACUGGAAGAUGUUCCUUGAGUCCAGCUGUCUACCCUCAGAAGCAACUCUUCCAAGUACUUAGUGCAGCAUAGCUUUUAUAAUCUAUAGGUAUAAGAAUACUUGAGGCUUUUCAGUCUGAGAAAACACAACUGUAAAUUCCUUUACUGUACUUCUUCUGUAAUCUUAAUUAAUACAAUCCAUGUCUAAAUUUUAUCUUGAUUUCAUAACAGACCCUCAAUAUUGUCUUUCAAAGGCCUCUUUACUGUCAUUUCUAUUUUUACUACUGAUUUUGUCUUGAGCCAAUUUUGGGGUUUAUAUCUGUAAUUGACCACCUCACAAACAUUGGAAGCUGGGCUGCCACAUGUCCUCUUUUACCAGCAAUCUUAUUUACUUCCUUUAAUUACUGUAUUCUAGUCAUGACUACUAUUCUACUGGGUUUUAGUCAAUCUCGUAAUACCUUAUUUCACAGACUUUACUAGUAACCCCAAAUUUAACAUUCCAUUUUCCAAGCCUCUUGCCUACAAGAGUUUUAGUGUUCAGUAUUCAGUAAUUUUAGGGUUGUCUUAUGUGUCUCUGCAUGAUGGAUUUUGGACAAGGAAGGCUGCAAACAGCUGUAUUCUCUUCCCUGUCACUCCUAUAUGUUUUUUUAUUCCAUGAUGUAUGGUCAUAUACCUGAUUUCCAUCCUUUGCAUUAGGUGUGGAAAGGAUGUAUGAUCUUCUCCCAGUCUUAUUCUCUGACUUUAAGGUCCAAUGACUGGCUACUCAUGCCAGUCUCAACUGCAUUUUUCCCUACUAUUAUGGUAGUCCCCUAAAAAACCCAAAAUUUAUUUUUAAGUUUU